AUGACGCCACAGAGCACGGGCGUGAGACUGUGGCCGGUUGGCGAGGGUGGGGGUAGGCCAGCACCGCCACCAAAUCAAUUCUUGAAGCCACCCCCACACAGCACGUACAUCCAGACCUGGCCAGCGGCAUUUGUUAACAUCCGGAUGCAGGUUUUCCGUGACACAGCUCCUCCGAUGAUUCCAGGCUCCGGCAGUUGUCCGGGCCGGCUGGUCAUCCAACACCGAUUUCUCCAUCGAGUUACACGACAAAGCCGAGCUUAUACGAGUAUCCUCAAAGUUUGGACCCCGAAUCUCCUCGCUUAA
This is a messenger RNA of Coccidioides immitis RS, 303 nucleotides long. RefSeq lists its product as uncharacterized. The coding region runs from base 1 to 303 and encodes 100 amino acids. The transcript has a single exon. The record is from RefSeq and is a predicted model, not a curated record. NCBI's taxonomy places the organism in Eukaryota, Fungi, Ascomycota, Eurotiomycetes, Onygenales, Onygenaceae.